Molecule: messenger RNA, 1801 nt
Organism: Hydra vulgaris (swiftwater hydra)
Lineage: Eukaryota; Metazoa; Cnidaria; Hydrozoa; Anthoathecata; Hydridae
Product: la-related protein 6
Biological process (GO): RNA processing
Cellular component (GO): nucleus
Molecular function (GO): mRNA binding
Source: RefSeq, a predicted model, not a curated record
AAAUAGUGUAUAAAUAUAAAUGCAAGUAAGACAUUUUUCAAACAAAAAUAUUCGAACAAAGUUCAAUAUAUCAGUAUACGUUAAAGGGAGUAAAUUAAUAUAUUUUUUAAAGUUUAUGGUAGUUUUAUUGUCACUGCAACUCAGAAGCCUUAUUUUAUGGCAAACGUAAAUCUUAAAUAUGAAAAUUCUUCGAGCGACGAAAAUAAAUCUGAUAUCGACGAUGAAGAUAGAGCAAAUUCUAGCAAAUUUUUAAACGAAGAAUGCAUUAGCAUUAAUGAACUACAUAAAAAAAUCAUAGCUCAAGCUGAGUUGUACUUUAGUAAUGAAAAUUUGUUAAAAGAUAAAUUUUUAUUGAAGCACAUAAAACGGAAUAAGGAAGGUUAUGUAAAUAUUAAGCUAAUAGCUUCCUUCAACCGUAUGCGAUCUUUAACAAAAGAUUUUAAUAUAAUUGUUGACGCUCUUAGAACUUCGUCAAGACUUGCAGUAGACGAAAAUGGACUAAAGUUAAAAAGGCUUGAACCUUUACCUAAAGAGCUUUUAGAGCAAGCACAUGUACAAUAUCUGGUAUUAAGUGAUAUACCAUCUGAAAAUCCUUCAGUUGAUUUCAUCAAAAAUGCCUUCAUUUUAAUGAAAAAUGAUAUUUUAUCAGUUAAAAUUAUAAAACCUUGCAAGAGUUUUCCCAAUGAUUUACAAUCACAUUACUCAAAACAUCCAGAACUAAAAGAAAAGUUAGUUGCUUUAGUUGAAUUUAAAAAUACAGAUUCUGCGAAGGAAGCAUCAAAAACUCAGUUUACUGAAGCUUAUUCAGGUUUGAAAGUGUCUUUUCUUGAACUAGGACCAAAACAAUUAAGAAAUAUUGCAAGCGGUGAGACCCACUCAGAUGCUGAUUCAGAUAAAAGUUGCGGAAAAAAGAAGAAGAUGAAAAAGAAAAAAAAUAAUGUUAAGCAUUUAUCACCUAGAGAGGAUAGCUAUAGUAGUUGUGCAAGUUCUUCUGAUAAUGAAUUUUGCUCUUUUACCAAUUGUAGUAAGAGAUACUCUCGCUCCAAAAAACAUCCUACAGACAAUAUUUCUCAGCAUUAUAAAAAUGAAAGAUACAAUUCUUCACAAAAUUCUUCACCUUUAUCAAGCCCUUCAGUAAGUCCUGUUUAUCAUCGUAAAAACAAAUCUGGUUACCAAUCUCCUAAAGAAUACAAGUUAUCACCAUUAAUAAGUAAUUUAAGUCCAUUAUCCAGUCCAGAUAUAAAUCGCAGAGAAAUUCCCAAGUUUCAAGAGUCGUAUGAAAAUUUACAUAGUGCAUGGAUGUUAAAAAGAAUGGAGUUAAAUAAGACUAAUUAUGUUGAAUCUGGAUCAACAAAUGUCAAUAGCGUAUGCAAGCAACUAGAGAUAAUUAGGCAACCAAAAGGUCCAGAUGGAUCAAACGGUUUCAAUUCACUCCCUUUAAUUAAAUACGUUCUGAUCCACCCAAUUUAGCAUUUAACAUUUAAAAAUUUUUCCUAUAGUUUUUAUUGAAUUAGUAAAGGAUUCAAAUUUAAAAAAACAUUUUUGUUAAUUUCUAAACGUUUUUUGCACUGAAAAAGACAAAAAAAAAAUAUUUAUUAACUGUAAAUAUAUGUUAUGGUCUAAGCUAUAUUUGCAUUACACAUACACUAUAAUAACACUAAAUGUUUAUUAAAGUUUUGUUUUUUUAAACUAUUUAUAUUGGUUUUAAAUUUAAAUUUUGGAAUUUAACACAAUAUAUACACUUUUGUUUUUUAAAAUGUUUGUAAAACGGAAUAUUGUUUUAUGUUCUAUUAAAAAUAUA